UGGUGCCCCUUGAGCCGUGGAUGCUCCCGGUUGGUGGCUCCUGGCCACUGAAGGAACUUCCCUGCAGUGAAAGUGACAUCUAUUUGCGAUAGCCCUGUUCCGUGCUCUGGCCUCGGGUGGCUGCUCCAGGAUUCAGUGAAAUAAGGGCAGAUUUUGCUGGAAAGGAAAAUUGAACUCUCAUAUCCUCCUUAAAAGAGCAAGGUACCAGCUUGGGGAUGUCCUGAAGAGCCAGCUGUCCUAGAGCACCGUGGGACGCGGUGCUGAAUCGCUGCCCCAACCCUGCUCCGAGCAGGAAGGUACAUGACCGAUGGUGGACUUGGCCUCUACACCCGCCGCCUGAACCGGCUCCCUGAUGGGAUGGCUGUGGUGCGGGAGACCCUGCAAAGAAACACCUCCCUGGGCCUCGGAGAUGCUGACAGCUGGGAUGACAGCAGCUCCGUCAGCAGCGGGAUCAGCGACACCAUAGACAACCUCAGCACGGAUGACAUCAACACCAGCUCCUCCAUCGGCUCCUAUGCCAACACGCCUGCCUCCUCGCGUAAGAGCCUGGAUGUCCAGACCGACGCUGAGAAGCACUCACAGGUGGAGAGGAGUUCCCUGUGGUCCGGCGAUGAUGUCAAGAAGUCAGACGGAGGGUCAGACAGUGGCAUAAAGAUGGAGCCGGGGUCGAAGUGGAGGCGGAAUCCUUCUGAUGUGUCUGACGAGUCCGACAAAAGCACGUCGGGCAGGAAGAACCCCGUCAUCUCUCAGACAGGCUCGUGGCGGCGAGGCAUGACAGCUCAGGUGGGCAUCACCAUGCCGAGGACGAAGCCGGCUGCCCCGGCAGGCACGCUCAAGACCCCAGGAACGGGAAAAACAGAUGAUGCAAAGGUGUCUGAGAAAGGAAGGCUGUCUCCCAAAGCCUCCCAGGUGAAGCGCUCCCCGUCGGAUGCUGGCCGCAGCAGUGGCGAUGAAUCCAAGAAACCCCUCCCUGGCAGCUCCAGGACGCCCACUGCCAACGCCAACAGCUUUGGGUUCAAGAAGCAGAGUGGCUCUGCCUCUGGUUUGGCCAUGAUCACAGCCAGUGGGGCCACUGUCACCAGCAGGUCAGCCACACUGGGCAAAAUCCCAAAGUCGUCUGCACUUGUCGGUCGGUCCACCGGUCGGAAGACAAGCAUGGAUGGGGCUCAGAAUCAGGAUGAUGGGUAUCUGUCUCUCAGCUCCCGGACAAAUUUACAGUACCGGAGUCUUCCAAGGCCCAGUAAAUCCACCAGCCGGAAUGGGGCUGGGAACAGGUCUAGCACCAGCAGCAUAGAUUCCAACAUCAGUAGCAAGUCAGCAGGCCUGCCGGUGCCCAAGCUGAGGGAACCUUCCAAGACAGCCCUCGGCAGCUCUCUGCCAGGUCUGGUCAACCAGACCGAUAAGGAGAAAGGCAUCUCAUCCGACAACGAGAGCGUGGCUUCCUGUAACUCAGUGAAGGUGAACCCCGCAGCCCAGCCUGUGUCUAGUGCGGCUCAGGCCACUCUCCAGCCAGGGGCCAAGUACCCUGAUGUGGCCUCUCCCACGCUCCGCAGACUCUUUGGUGGGAAGCCUACCAAGCAAGUGCCCAUCGCCACAGCCGAAAACAUGAAAAACUCGGUGGUCAUCUCCAACCCUCAUGCCACCCUGAGCCAGCAAGGUAACUUAGAGUCCCCCUCGGGCAGCGGCGUCCUGAGCAGCGGGGGCAGCAGCCCUCUCUACAGUAAGAACGCAGACAGCGCCCAGUCCCCCCUGGCCUCCAGCCCCAGCUCCGCCCACUCGGGCCCCUCCAACAGCCUCACGUGGGGCACCAACGCCAGCAGCUCCUCGGCCCUUAGCAAGGACGGCCUGGGCUUCCAGUCGGUCAGCAGCCUCCACACCAGCUGCGAGUCCAUUGACAUCUCCCUGGGCAGCGGAGGGGUGCUGAGUCACAACUCCUCCACCGGCCUCAUUGCCGCCUCUAAGGAUGACGCCCUGACCCCCUUUGUCAGAACCAACAGUGUGAAGACCACACUGUCGGAAAGGUACACCCCCACCUCCCAGCUUCGCACACAAGAAGACGCAAAAGAAUGGUUACGGUCCCACUCUGCAGGAGGCCUGCAGGACACUGCCGCCAACUCUCCUUUCUCCUCUGGCUCCAGUGUAACUUCUCCCUCCGGAACAAGAUUCAACUUUUCUCAGCUUGCGAGUCCCACCACUGUCACCCAGAUGAGCUUGUCCAACCCGACCAUGCUGAGGACCCACAGCCUCUCCAAUGCCGACGGGCAGUAUGACCCGUACACGGACAGCCGCUUCCGGAACAGCUCCAUGUCCCUGGACGAGAAAAGCAGAACCAUGAGCCGCUCAGGCUCAUUCCGGGAUGGGUUUGAAGAAGUUCAUGGAUCCUCACUCUCCUUGGUUUCCAGCACAUCAUCAAUUUAUUCUACACCAGAAGAAAAAUGCCAGUCAGAGAUUCGCAAACUACGGCGGGAGCUGGAUGCCUCCCAGGAGAAGGUUUCCGCUUUGACCACCCAGCUGACAGCAAAUGCUCACCUUGUGGCGGCCUUUGAACAGAGUCUUGGAAACAUGACAAUCAGGCUCCAGAGCUUAACCAUGACGGCCGAGCAGAAGGACUCAGAACUGAAUGAGUUAAGAAAAACCAUUGAGCUGCUGAAGAAACAGAACGCAGCUGCCCAGGCGGCCAUUAAUGGGGUAAUUAACACCCCAGAGCUCAACUGCAAAGGAAAUGGUACCUCCCAGUCCGCAGACCUCCGUAUCCGCAGACAGCACUCCUCCGACAGCGUCUCCAGCAUCAACAGCGCCACCAGUCACUCCAGCGUGGGCAGCAACAUAGAGAGUGAUUCAAAGAAGAAGAAGAGAAAGAAUUGGUUACGCAGCUCCUUCAAGCAAGCCUUCGGGAAGAAGAAGUCCCCCAAGUCGGCAUCCUCUCAUUCAGACAUUGAGGAGAUGACGGAUUCUUCUCUGCCUUCCUCACCAAAGUUACCACACAACGGUUCCAUGGGCUCCACUCCCCUGCUGAGGAACUCUCACUCCAAUUCUCUGUAAGUCUGUCUGCCGGGGUCACUCUGGUCAGACGGCAUCUUUGGCCCCUGGGAACCCUCUCCAGUAGGAAUGGCUAGGAGUCCUGCUAUGUUCCUCGGGGUCCUUUGUGUCUUGCGUUCAUAAGACCGUGCAUAUUCUUUCGGUGUUUUAGGACCAGAGAGUUUAAAAGAGAAAGGAAACGAGUUUCUGUUCUGCUGGCAUCGCUGUGCAUAAUUAGCUGGCUGAUCUUGGGCAAACGGCUUAACCCCUCUUUGUUUCCAUUUCUUUGUCAAAUUGGGAUAAUGGUUGUCUCCUUAUCCUAUCCUAAGGAUUGAACAAGAUAAGUGGAUGGGAAGAGCUACAGCCGUUGUGCUCUGACAGGGAGAUGAUGGUAUACGUGUUGGCAGUUUGGGCUGAGAUUCUGGUUCACUUGGGCGACGCGGGGCUUAGAGAGAUUAUACUUUUCUUCUUUGAUCAACAUUUAGCGUUGACUCUUUCUCUGAGGUCAGCACUCAGAAAUAAGACAUUUA
Molecule: messenger RNA, 3548 nt
Organism: Physeter macrocephalus (sperm whale)
Lineage: Eukaryota; Metazoa; Chordata; Mammalia; Artiodactyla; Physeteridae
Product: neuron navigator 2
Exons: 15
Coding region: 301-3042 (913 amino acids)
Biological process (GO): nervous system development; neurogenesis
Source: RefSeq, a predicted model, not a curated record